UUGAAAAUGGGGAAGAAGCUUCGUAAUACGCGUAUGGAACAACGUUGAACAAGUUGAUGCUGUUGCUGCAAAACUUGAAUUUGAAGACCAAAUAAAAAAUUGGUAGCAGAAAUCGACGUCCCAAUUUCUCAUCGUAACGAACAAUCGAAAACACCUCGAAUCCUUUCGUUUUCUCCACUCAACCUUCUUGUUCGUUUUCUGAAUCGAUUUUAUUGCACCACAGCUAUGCGGAGCCAAAUUGUGUGCAAUGGGUGUAGGAGCAUCUUGGUUUACCCUAGAGGAGCUACCAAUGUUUGCUGUGCAUUGUGCAACACGAUUACCUCUGUUCCUCCUCCUGGAAUGGAAAUGUCACAACUUUAUUGUGGAGGCUGUAGGAUAUUGCUAAUGUACACACGUGGAGCUACAAGUGUGAGAUGUUCCUGCUGUCACACUGUAAACCUUGUACCAGAAUCUAAUCAAGUCAGCCAUAUCCAUUGUGUGAACUGCCGGACAACACUCAUGUAUCCUUAUGGAGCUCCAUCAGUCAAAUGUGCAGUUUGUAACUAUAUUACUAAUGUCAAUAUGACCAAUGGAAGGCUUCCCAUUCCUGGAUCAAGACCUAAUGGAACAACCAACUCUGGAACAGUAUCUUCUGCUUCAACAUCUCAGGGCCUAACUGUCGUAGUAGAAAAUCCUAUGUCUGUUGAUUCAAGUGGGAAAUUGGUGAGCAAUGUUGUUGUGGGCGUUACAACAGAUAAGAAGUGAUACUCAUCACAUUAUAAUAUUUUUUGUUAAAAGGAACAUUACUUGACCCAUUAUCAGUUGCUGGUGCUUGAAAAUAUUGUUCGUGUAUGUGAUGUUGCGGCCUGCAAUGGUUAAAUUGAAGUCAAGAACUGUCUUUCCCAUACAAGAUUUGACUGGUUUCAUGAAUGUAUAUGUAUACGAGGAGGACAAGUGAAAAGGGCACAAAACUUGUCAUUUAUGUGAUUGCCAUAGUUCACUUUUUGCUGCGUUUUUAUCUAUGGUCAAAUUAAUAGGUUCUUUCAUGUUAUAUCUCGAAUUACAAGUAUUAGAGGUGUAUUUUUUUUGGUGACCUGAUAAGCAUGAUCUGUUCGAAUGAUGUGUUGAUAUUUGAUAAUGAUUU
Molecule: messenger RNA, 1123 nt
Organism: Gastrolobium bilobum
Lineage: Eukaryota; Viridiplantae; Streptophyta; Magnoliopsida; Fabales; Fabaceae
Product: protein LSD1-like
Exons: 7
Coding region: 226-744 (172 amino acids)
Source: RefSeq, a predicted model, not a curated record